AAUCAUUCAACAAAAAUGGAGAGGAGAGGCAUAUGCAAGGUGGUGGUGUUGCUGUCUCUAGUGGCUUGUGCAGCUGCCCAGAGCGCUAGUAAUGUGAGGGCCACCUACCAUUACUAUAAUCCGGAGCAAAAUGGAUGGGACUUGAACGCAGUGAGCGCCUACUGCUCCACUUGGGAUGCCAGCAAGCCCUUGGCAUGGCGCAGCAAGUAUGGAUGGACUGCCUUCUGUGGACCCUCUGGUCCUACUGGCCAAGCUGCCUGUGGCAAGUGCCUUAGUGUGACAAACACUGCCACAGGAACUCAGGCAACAGUGAGAAUAGUGGACCAAUGCAGCAAUGGAGGAUUGGAUUUGGAUUCCGGAGUGUUCAAUCAACUAGACACUAAUGGGGCUGGCUAUGCCCAAGGUCAUCUUACAGUCAAUUACCAGUUUGUGAACUGUGGUGACUAAACCACUACUCCCCUUGUUCCUAAUGAUAAGAGAUUAUGGUGCAAAAAUAAAUAAGCAUGGAGUUAGCCGCUUCUACUGCAAUAAAAUGUUGUCAAACUUCGAGUUUGGCUUUGUAUGAAUUUGCAAGAGCAAAAAAGCACAUAUAAAUCUUUAUGAAUUCUGCUUUCCUCCUGGUUUCUU
Molecule: messenger RNA, 627 nt
Organism: Vitis riparia (riverbank grape)
Lineage: Eukaryota; Viridiplantae; Streptophyta; Magnoliopsida; Vitales; Vitaceae
Product: pathogenesis-related protein PR-4-like
Exons: 2
Coding region: 16-447 (143 amino acids)
Biological process (GO): defense response to fungus; defense response to bacterium
Molecular function (GO): RNA nuclease activity
Source: RefSeq, a predicted model, not a curated record